AUGUCGCCCGGAUACCUGCUGCCUCUCCUCGCCGGCUGCCUCGCCAGCUACAACACGCCGCGCUGCUGCGACCCCGGCCACACGCUAGCGCUGCACGACGCCGACGGCUCUCUGCGGCCCCGCUGCCUCAACCUCACCGCCGACCACGAGGAGGGACCGGUGAACGCGUCCUGCCCGGCGGAGCAGCUCCGCGCAGUCCCUCCCGGGGUCGACGCCGAGUGCGCGGGCUCUGCCCUCGACGGGGCCCUCGUCGGCCUGGUCUGCGAGGCGAGGCACCCCCGCUGCUGCCGCGACGACGGCCGCUACGACCCGGACCGCCGCGCCUGCUCCAACGGCACCGGCGCGCCGCGGCCCCGGCGCUGCCCGGGAGCAAUCGUGGACCACCUGGUGCCCGCCGCGGCGGUCCGGCUGCUCGCCGCCGGCGGGAACUCCUGCGUGGAGGCGACCACCCUGUCCGAGGACCUGCUGGUGGUGCGCCGCUGCGUGCCGCUCGCGCAGGCCUGCGCCGGCCGGCCGUGCCUCAGGAAGUGCUGCCCCGACGGCGAGUCCCUCGGCGAAGACGACCAGUGCGCCGCCUCGGACAGCUUCAGGCUGUCGCUCGUGCCGACCAGCUACGACGCGCGGCAAGUAGUCCUCGCUCCCGGCGGCAGCUUCGCCAUGGCCUUCGGGCUGGACUGCCCCGAGGGAAAGUACGCCAUCGACCCGUACUCGCAGGACCGCGCCGAGUUCACCCGCGCCGGGGAGAUCCUCUACGAGGGGGAGACGCACGGCGUGGACUCGUACUGCGUGGAGGGCGACGCGCAGGGCGCCGUCGUGGUGGCGCUGUGCUUCCCGGAGCGAGGGUCCGCCGGCGACCCGAGCGCCGUGCCAAUCUACAUCACCGCCGGCCUCGUCGCGUCCAGCGCCUUCCUGCUCGCCACGCUGGCCACGUACGCCCUGCUGCCGCCGCUGCUGAACCUGCACGGCAAGACGCUGGUGUGCCACGUGGCGAGCCUGCUGGCCGCCUACGUGUGCCUCAGCACCACGCACCUGGGCCAGGAGGCCUUCUACAGGACGGGCUGGUGCGUGGCCGUGGCUUACAUGAUGAUCUUCUCGUUCAUGGCUGCCUUCUCUUGGCUCAACGUCAUGUGCUUCGACAUAUGGUGGACUUUCAGUGCCGUGCGCUGCCUGACCCAGGGCAGCCGGCAGAGGCGUGAGAGGCGCCGCUUCCUCUGGUACAGCGCCUACUCGUGGUCGCUGGCCACGCUGGUGGCGCUGCUCAGCUUCGCCGGGGACUCCGCCGGGGACCUGCUGCCGCAGCAGAUACGCCCCCUCAUCGGCGACGACACCUGCUUCUACAGCCACAGGACGCACAGCCAGAAAGUGUUCUUCGAGCUGCCGGUGGCGGUGCUCACUGUCGCCAACAUCGUCUUCUUCCUGCUGACGGCGCGCAACUGCUACAAGGUGAAGGCCGAGCUGCAGCGACUCCAGAGCAAGGAGGGCGAGCGAGGCAAGCGCCGCUUCGAGGCCAACAGGAACAAGAUGAUCACUACGGCAAAGCUGUUCGUGGUUAUGGGAGUCACGUGGGUGUUGGAAUUCACCGCGAGCCUGUGUUCUACAGGAAACAAGUUCUGGAUCCCGGCAGACAUUGCCAACUCGUUGCAGGGAGUGUUCAUCUUCUGCAUAUUCGUGCUGAAGAGGAAGGUGCUGAGGAGCCUGGGGCAGAGGCUGCGGCUGAAGGCCUGCCUGCGGGGGAACAGCUCAGCCGAAGACGGCGCCGUCCGCCCCGGCGAGCCAGGAUACGAGCUCUGGCGCAUGCGCAAGAUCUCCAGCAACUCCACGCUCUACACCAACUCCACCAUCAUGCAGCCCGGCAGCUGCGGCAGCCACAGGGCCAAGUGAACCUCUCUAUCUUCUUUUGGUGCAUCGGCAUGGAUCUUCGGUUGAUCACGUGUAUGUCGUAGCUUCGGGAAAAUCGCCGAAGCGACCUCGAAGGAAGUAAUCUUUCGCUAAUUGUUCUUCGUCGUGAAGUAACCCUCAUUCUCUCUUGGGUUUUGGUGCAUUUGUGGGCAGGCCCUGAUUUGCAAACUAGCUAACCGGAGUGCGGGUAAACAAUUAAGGAACGGGAAAUAUAAGUUUUUUUUUUUUCACGUAAGGUAAUUAUUCGACUUUCUAAAAUACAUGUAAAU
Molecule: messenger RNA, 2168 nt
Organism: Bacillus rossius redtenbacheri
Lineage: Eukaryota; Metazoa; Arthropoda; Insecta; Phasmatodea; Bacillidae
Product: G-protein coupled receptor Mth2-like
Exons: 6
Coding region: 1-1881 (626 amino acids)
Biological process (GO): cell surface receptor signaling pathway; G protein-coupled receptor signaling pathway
Cellular component (GO): membrane
Molecular function (GO): G protein-coupled receptor activity
Source: RefSeq, a predicted model, not a curated record